This is a messenger RNA of Daphnia pulicaria, 1627 nucleotides long. Its product is annotated as carbonic anhydrase 2-like. The coding region runs from base 619 to 1551 and encodes 310 amino acids. NCBI's taxonomy places the organism in Eukaryota, Metazoa, Arthropoda, Branchiopoda, Diplostraca, Daphniidae. Gene Ontology annotation, cellular component: plasma membrane. The transcript is spliced from 10 exons. The record is from RefSeq and is a predicted model, not a curated record. Gene Ontology annotation, molecular function: carbonate dehydratase activity; zinc ion binding.
GGUAUGGCCUUCCACUUGUGGUAUUAAGGCACGGCAAAUUGAAUCCGCUCUGGAAAAUGUGAACUUUAUUUCCCUGAUCCUGAAUUCGUCCGUGAAAUUGCUCAUGUCAUGUUGGCUUGAAGCUGGAAAACAUGCAACGUGGCGUUGCUUUCCGACUGCCGACAGGAUGACAGCAUCGUUCUAACCUCGACGCCCGAAGCUUCUUUUGGGACUGCAGUCCACUCUGGAUGCGACUGACGACAGAUGCAACGAAAGUGGAAUAACCGAUAUCCUGAAAACGGUGGAGGGAUCCAACUAUUAUCUCAUUUCCCUUGAUGCAAUUUACCUGGCGGAAGGCGAUUAUGGUCGAGAUCAACGACUGCACCGUUGACUAUCACAUCACCAAGAGAAAACUACGGGCAACUCAGCUCUCCCGGAUCAGCACGGCAAUCUAUUUCGAGUUGAUUGCCAAGUUCCACUCUACGAGUUAACUGUGUCGCUUUGACCCCACCACCUGCGAAUGUCAACAUUUAUUUCACGCAAGAAGCAUUACCGAUUUCUGCUACAAAGAAGUUGAAAAAAUUGGAUCGCUUCGAGGAAGUUGGCGACAGAACACCGGUCAAGACUUUUACUAGUUCCAUGUUUGAACACUGGAGCCCUGAGAAAUCUUUAUCAAAAGACUCAUCAGCUUCCAGCUGGAAUUAUCAAGAUACCAACGCUUGGGCGAACUUGCCAAAUUCAGCGUGCGGUGCUAAACAGCAAUCUCCAAUUGACAUCCGACCAAGAUUGAGUGAAAAGAAGGCGUUCUCAAAACUAUCGUUUGAAAACUACGGCAACAUUGACAAGAUGGGAUUAGUUAAUAGUGGAUCUUCCGUGGUGUACACCUUGCCAAGUACUUUUCCUAAGAACAGAGUGCCAUCCAUCAGUGGCGGUGGGUUGAACGACGUAUACAACUUCAUUCAGUUCCACUUACACUGGGGGGCCAACUCAGCUAAAGGCAGUGAACAUUUAAUGAAUUCUAAAAGCUAUCCAGCUGAGCUGCAUUUGGUCCAUUACAACACCAAAUAUGGAUCCUUUGCUGAAGCAACGAAGCAUUCUGACGGACUGGCGGUCUUGGGGAUUUUCAUAUCGGUAGGGCCCAACGAUAAUGAGUUUUUUCAGCCGCUUGUUGGACAGCUAGACGAGGUUAUCACGGCUCAAUCAGAAACCAUUUUAACGAACUUGGUUCCGUUCAAAAAUCUGCUGCCCAAACAAACCACGUCAUUUUAUCGCUACAGUGGCUCGCUGACUACUCCCAUCUGCAACGAGAUCGUAAUUUGGACGGUUUUUGACAACCCGAUUCAGAUUUCUGAGAAACAGUUGGCUAAAUUCAGGAAACUUGAAGAUAAUACAGCCAAGAGCCUAGUGGAUAAUUUCCGGCCUGCACAGCAGUUGAACGGCCGGAUUAAAUUUUAUCGGUCUUUCACCGGAUGCGAAAUCCCUCGAUCGUGGCCCAUCACUUCGACACCAUUCCUGGAUGCGUUCACAUGGACCACUUGCCUAAUCAAUUUUACCUUCUCGCCGUGGCAGUAAACAAAACGAACAUUUUUAUCGAUAUUAGAGCACACCGUCUUAUAGAUGAGGCGUAUAGAUUGCCAUUAUUUAAAAA